This is a messenger RNA of Rhincodon typus (whale shark), 2486 nucleotides long. Its product is annotated as NACHT, LRR and PYD domains-containing protein 3-like. Lineage: Eukaryota; Metazoa; Chordata; Chondrichthyes; Orectolobiformes; Rhincodontidae. Gene Ontology annotation, cellular component: cytoplasm. The record is from RefSeq and is a predicted model, not a curated record.
GAAUCAGGGAACACCUGUCACCAGCAUUGCUGAAGGAUUAAACAGGGAAGAAGAUCCAACUUCCCACAAAGUGUUACAAUGGACACAGAUCCAGACUCCACAAUCACUAAAUUCUUGACAGAGUGUCAGAGCUACCAGCUAUUCCAACUGACGAAAUUCUACUGGGACAGAAUUGAACAGGCAGUUGUAGAAGGGGUGGAUGGCGUCAGCUCAUUGUUAACAUAUCAGAAGAUUUUCAGUGGAAAAGAACAUUCGGCAAUCGUCGAGCUUGCGAGAAGGGGAAACCGAGCGGACAUUUCCAAACUUCUCCUAAGCCUGGUGAUGGAGAAAGGCUCUCAGGCCCAAAGAGUGAUGUGGGAAUCCUUUGUAAAAAUGCGCCAUAGGUUACCAAAGUUGGAUAAAAUACUGAAAGAAAUACAAGAACGUGGUAGUAAUCCAAUUCAUUAUAUGGAUAUUGUCCGAAGUUUAUCCGAAACACCCAGUCAUCUGAAAGGUGUACAGCAGAAACACAAGGAGACGCUCCGGGUGCAAACUGAAACACUGAGAGUGAACACUGUCCUAAUAAAGGAGAAAGUGAAGGUUUUCCAGCUGCUUGAUCGAUACAUUGAGCUAACGGUCAUUUCUACUGUUCGAGAACGGACACUCGUAGAAAAUGAACUGCUGGCAAGAGGCCGAGACCACGAAGAGUGGAGAGAGAAACAUCUCCGUCAUGAACUGGAAAAAAUCCAAAGUGAUCAACUGUUCCACAGCAGCUUUUCUCACAGAAAGUCUAACUCUGGUAGCUCUGCAGCAGUGAGCGGAGUCCCAGGGAUUGGAAAAACGACAAUGGUACAAAAGAUUGUUUAUGACUGGGCCACUGGGAAAAUAUCCCCAGAAUUUCAAUUUGUUUUCAAUUUUAAUUUCCGGGAUUUAAACUCUAUUAACAGUCGAGUAAACCAGAAUAUGAUACUGGAUCAGUAUCCUUACUUUGGGAAUGUUCUGGGAGAGCUGUGGAAGAACCCAGAGGGUUUGCUGUUUAUAUUUGAUGGUUUGAAUGAAUUCAAAGACAAUAUUGAUUUUUCUGACAGUCGGAGAAAUGCAGAGCCUCAGUCCAUGUACACUGAUCCUGAAUGCUGGUGUGAAGUGUCUGACAUUGUGUACAGCUUAAUUCAGCACAAGCUGCUCCCAGGAUGUUCAGUGUUAGUGACCAGCCGUCCCACUGCAUUCCAUUUAUUGGAAAAGGCUGAGAUCAGCGUCUGGGCUGAAAUCCUGGGAUUUGUUGGUGACGAACGGAAGGAAUAUUUCAACAGGUUUUUUCAGGAUCAGACAGUGGCAGCAGCUGUUUUCAAACACGUGGAGGAGAACGACAUCCUGUACACUAUGUGCUACAACCCUUCGUACUGCUGGAUCCUUGGGCUGUCGCUGGGUCCGUUCUUCACACAAAAAGACAGGAGACAGCAGCAAGUUCCCAAGACCAUCACCCAGCUCUAUUCCUACUAUAUUUACAACAUUCUGAAAAAUCAUGGCCGAGAGAUUGAAGACCCACGCAACGUGUUUCUGAAGCUUGGUGAGAUGGCGUUCGCAGGAGUCUGUGAGAGGAGGAUUGUGUUUAGAAAUGGACAUCUGGUCCAAUACAACUUGCGAACCUCCCAGUUCCUGUCUGGGUUCAUGAUGGAACUUUUGGAGAGAGACAGUUCUGUCCGCAGUGUGGUUUACACAUUCCCACAUCUGACCAUCCAAGAGUUUGUAGCUGCCCUCGCACAAUUCCUGAUUGCACAUCCUAAGAAUAUCCUGAAUCUUCUCUGUGAAGCCCACAGCAAGGAUGAUGGGAGAUUUGAAAUAUUUCUCCGUUUUGUUGCUGGUCUCUCCUCCCCGCAGGCAGCGCAGCCCCUGGAGAGUUUUCUGGGUCCGUUCUUUCAUCAGACAACCCGUGGAGUGAUUGAGUGGAUGAAGGAUACCCUUGUCAGAUUGGCUGGAAGAGUAACGACUCUCACUGGGAAAAGAAGCCUCCUGAGGGUGUUGCACUAUUUAUUUGAGUCUCAGAAUAAAACACUGGCUCAGGCCACAGUGGGGUCUGUGGAUGUACUCGACUUUGAUGAAUUGCGACUGACCCCUAUUGACUGUGCGGUCCUCUCUCAUGUCGUUGGGUUCUGUGAUUCAGUAAAAGAGCUCACGCUACAGCAAUGCUAUAUUCAGUGUGAAGGAGUCCAGCGGCUGGCAUCCAUUCUGCACAAAUGCCACGUCUUAAGGUAAAUGCAUGUUCAGUACUUACAUUUGUUGAUAAACCACUUUAUUGUGCUGCAAAGGAAACAAAGAAAGCACCUUUCUCAGUUCAAACAGUGGAGGCAGAGUCAGAAAAUCUUUAGAAGUCAAGACGAGUGUAAAACACUGAGGUGAAAAAUAAGAAUGAUGCCUUUGCUAACCAGUUGUUAGUCUGCUCAGCGGAUUCUUGUAGAAUUUGACUGUGGAAGCGAGAUGAAAAGGAAAAAUGUGAUAUUUAUUUGCAA